CCUUUCUCUAUAAAUACGAAGAGAGAAUUUGAUCACCUUCCUUUGUCUCUCUCUAUCCUGCCCGUCUUCGAAACAAAUCUAGGGUUCUGACUUCUGAGGCUUCGUUCUCUCUUCAGGUAAAAAGAUGCCUCGGUAUGAUGACCGCUAUGGUGGAACUCGUCUCUACGUGGGACGCUUGUCCUCGAGGACGAGAUCGCGUGAUCUUGACGACCUCUUUAGCAGAUAUGGAAGGUUUCUUGGCUUUUGCCUAACCUGGAGGUCUAUGGUGAGAGGGUGAACCUUGGUGGAUUUGGCAAGUCUUUCUAUAAUGUUAUUGCGUGUUUUUAUGGAAAUGGCAACAUCUCAAAGUGGUGUUUAGUUCAUCUGUGAGGGCGAAGUGUCCACCCUUCGAUACUUGUGUCUUGAUGGCCUUACUGUUUCUGGCACCCGUUUACGCAGAGUACGCGAUGUGGAUAUGAAGCGCGACUUCGCCUUUGUUGAAUUUAGUGACCCACGAGAUGCUGAAGAUGCAGUAUAUGGUCUGAAUGGCCGGGAUGUUGAUGGAAGCCGCCUCAUUGUAGAAUUUGCGAAGGGGGGGCCACGUGGUCCUAGUGGAUCUCGUGAGUAUCUUGGGAGAGGUCCUCCUCCCGGAUCAGGGCGCUGCUUUAAUUGUGGAAUUGAUGGCCAUUGGGCUCGAGAUUGCAAGGCUGGGGACUGGAAGAAUAAGUGUUAUCGCUGUGGAGAAAGAGGCCACAUAGAAAGGAAUUGUAAGAAUAGUCCUAAGAAACUUAGACGUGGGCGGAGUUACUCAAGGUCACCGAGUCCUCGACGUGGCAAAAGUCGUAGUUACAGUAGGGAACGUAGUUACAGUCGAUCUAGAUCGCCUCUGAAGAGAGAGAGAAGCCUUGAGCAAGUUGAAAGAAAAUUAAGGAGCCCUCGUGACAGCCGAAGCCCUAAGCGGCAUAGGAGCUCGCCACCACCAUCUAAAGGGAGGAAGCAUAGUUCUACACCUGAUGAGAGGAGCCCAGAAGAACGAGGUAGCCCAUCCCAAAGGGAUGGCAGGCUGGCCAAUGGGUCUGAUUACAGUGGCAGUCCCAGGGGAAAGAGCAGAAGCCCUAUCAACGAUGCUGAUGGAGAGGCCCCCCGGGAGCGGAGUUAUAGGAGCCCUGCUGAAGAAAAUGGCCAGAGUCGCAGCCCUAGUCCUAUCCGUAGGGACGACAGGAGCCCUGUUGAUGAUGAUGAUAAUCAUGGUUCUCUGAGGGGCAGUGAGUCAAACUAAAUGAAUUUUAUGUGAAGAAAGUCAACUUAAAACCUAUGUUUGCUAAAGGUUUCUACUGCUUUGUACGGAUAGCACUUGUAUCGAAUCUUUUUAAACGUGUUUGAGAUUUUCAUGUACUUUUUUUUGUCUGGAGGUACCAUUUGGAACAGUUCCAGUGAUCUUAACUGUACCAUGUCACCACAAUUUGGCUUCAUUGUAGGCUUCGCGGUUUUCUUUCUGGAGUCGAGAGUUUCGAUUCCCUUGAGGUCUACUUUUAAUGCAGGAUGGCGUUGGUCAUGCA
Molecule: messenger RNA, 1538 nt
Organism: Juglans regia (Persian walnut)
Lineage: Eukaryota; Viridiplantae; Streptophyta; Magnoliopsida; Fagales; Juglandaceae
Product: serine/arginine-rich splicing factor RS2Z32-like
Exons: 7
Coding region: 455-1258 (267 amino acids)
Biological process (GO): mRNA splicing, via spliceosome
Cellular component (GO): nuclear speck
Molecular function (GO): mRNA binding; zinc ion binding
Source: RefSeq, a predicted model, not a curated record